AAGCGGUGUCCACGCGCCUGGGGGCAGAUGGAGGCCACCCCUCGGGGCGUUUCCGGCUGACCCGGCCGUUUGAGGACCGAGGCGGGGCUCCUGGGCGUUGCCCUCACGCUGCUCCCGCCUCCCAAUUCCAUCCUCUUAGGACUCCGCCCUUUCCCGCCAUCCGCGUCGGAGAGGAAGGCAUGGCCUCCGGACUUCAGAUGGCCUGGUUGCAUGGACUGGUGGCUUUUGAAGAUGUGAGCCUGGGUUUUGACCCGGAAGAGUGGGAACUGCUGGACCCUGAGCAGAAGUCUCUGUACAGACAAGUGGUGCUGGAGAACUACAGGAACCUGGCCUCCGUGGAAUAUCAGCUUUCCAAGCCAGAGGUGGUGUCUCGGUUAGAGGAGGAGGAAGAGCUCUGGUCGGUGGAGAGAGGAGUUCCUCAAGACACCUUUUCAGCUCUGCCUGCCCCGGGCCCCACCUGCCCUCCGGAGACCCCCGCUCAGCAGGAGGAGAAGGAGGAGAAGGAGACCACCUGCCCAGCAGAGGUCCUGCCAGAGGAGCCAGUGACCUUCCUGGACGUGGCCCUGGACUUCAACAGGGACGAGUGGGAGCUGCUGGACCCCACGCAGCGGACCGAGUACCACGACGUGAUGCUGGAGACCUUCCGACACCUGGUCUCCGUGGGCUGGGAGACUACACUGGAAGGGGAGCAGUUACCCCCAAAGUCAGCUCUUCCUGAGGCAGAACCAGCCCCCAACCUGAAAGUGGAAGAGCUCUCGGGGGCUGAGGCCCAACCCUCGACCUCAGGGGAGGCCCCGCAGCGGGGGGCCCUGGCAGUUGGGGACCCGGCAUUGCCGCCUGUGGGGCCGGCCCAGGAGGAAGCCCUCUCUGAGAAGCAGCAGCAUAAAAGCCCCAAGUCCCCAGCAGACAGGGGUCUCGCCACAAGCCGCGCCUCCCUCCGGAAAACUCUGCCCCGGAAAAGCUUGCGCAGGCAUAGCUCACGCAGGCACAGCUCACGCAUUCGAAAGGCAGCGCGUGAUUCCCAGGUGAAAACCCAGCAGAGCCGCCAAGGGAGCAGAGCCCGGGAAAGCAGGAGCACCCCGCAGGUCACGUUUAUCCAGAUCCACAAGGGGAGCCAGGUGUUCCGCUGCAGCGCGUGUAGCAAACUGUUCCGGAACCCCAGGUACUUCUCCGUGCACAGGAAAAUCCACACGGGAGAGAAGCCCUACGUGUGCCGGUACUGCGGGAAGGCCUUCAUCCAGAGCUCCUCCCUCACGCAGCACCAGAGGAUUCAUACUGGGGAGAGGCCGUUCAAGUGUCGAGAGUGUGGGCGGACCUUCAAUGACCGCUCGGCCAUCUCCCAGCACCUGAGGACGCACACCGGAGCCAGGCCCUACCUCUGCAAGUUCUGCAACAAGACUUUCCGCCAGAGCUCCCACCUCAUCCGGCACCAGAGGAUCCACACCGGGGAGCGCCCCUAUGUCUGCGACAGGUGCGGGAAGGCCUUCACCCAGAGCUCACACCUCAUCGGGCACCAGAAGACGCACAGUGGGGCUAAACGCAAGAGACACCGAUCUAGCGCUAAAGCCAGUUGAUGAGGCGCUGCCGUCUCAGCCCAGUCCUGCAUCAGAACCGGAGCGGUGUGCUGGGACUCAGGCCUGACCCCAAAGCACUGAAUGACGGUGUUCUCAAGACCAAAGGACCUCCAGGGCCCCGUCCUGCACACACAGGUGACGUGGGCAUCGUCGAUACUGAAUUUGACAGCUGGAAAACAGAUCUAGUUUUUUACUCAAUGGAUUUGCAGUUAUGAUUUGGUCAUUACAAGGGAUGUUACUGAAAGCUAAGUGCUUACAGUGAAGUGGGUGCACUGAUAUUUUUAGUAAAGUAUUUAUGUGUAUGAACAAGGACUAAAAGAGAAGAUGAAUUAAGUAAACUAUAUUUCUGUGGUA
Myotis davidii is the source of this 1928-nucleotide messenger RNA. It is a transcript of the gene ZNF274, whose product is annotated as zinc finger protein 274. Gene Ontology annotation, molecular function: RNA polymerase II cis-regulatory region sequence-specific DNA binding; DNA-binding transcription repressor activity, RNA polymerase II-specific. Gene Ontology annotation, biological process: negative regulation of transcription by RNA polymerase II. Bases 180 to 1574 code for a protein of 464 amino acids. The transcript is spliced from 6 exons. The record is from RefSeq and is a predicted model, not a curated record. Lineage: Eukaryota; Metazoa; Chordata; Mammalia; Chiroptera; Vespertilionidae.